CAAGAAUGUUAGCCCAUGCUGCAAGAUAUAGCUGUCGUGCCGCUUUGCGCCCCGCGCAAAAAUCUAAUCAGUUUUUCACGUAAUAUUGUGCCAUAUAGUGUAUUAUCCUCUAAUUUGUUAGCAAAAGUGCAGAUUAAUACUGCUGCAUCUGCACAUUCUGAUCACAAUCAUUCUAAAAUUUGGACUGCAGAAAGAUUCCUUUCUGCUGGAUUAGUUGGUCUUCUUCCUUUGUCGUUAGCAUAUCCUGCCCCUGCUCUUGAUUAUGCUCUCGCUGUAGCCUUGACUGCUCAUGUUCAUUGGGGGAUAGAAGCUAUAGCUGUUGACUACGUUCGACCAAGUAUAGUAGGAGCAACAUUAUCUAAGGCAGCUGUGGCAGUUGUGUAUUCAUUAUCAGUGUUCAUGUUAGGUGGAUUAUUUUACUUUAACUAUAAUGAUAUUGGAUUGUGCCAAGCAAUAAGAAUGUUGUGGAAGUUGUAACUUUUGUUAAAUGCUUUUAACCGGUUAUUAAAUUAGGUAAUAAAAACUCUUUGUUUUAAAUUUUAGUACAUAUACAGGGUAAAAUGUUUGUAGAGAAUCUCGGAAACUCACUGCUUAAACAUAUUUUGUUUUAUAACUAUGUACACAGCAUUUAUAGAAAAAGCAAUAAAAUAGUAACUGUGUGUUGCUCA
Molecule: messenger RNA, 668 nt
Organism: Stegodyphus dumicola
Lineage: Eukaryota; Metazoa; Arthropoda; Arachnida; Araneae; Eresidae
Gene: SdhD
Product: succinate dehydrogenase, subunit D
Biological process (GO): mitochondrial electron transport, succinate to ubiquinone; tricarboxylic acid cycle
Cellular component (GO): respiratory chain complex II (succinate dehydrogenase); mitochondrial envelope; membrane
Molecular function (GO): heme binding; ubiquinone binding
Source: RefSeq, a predicted model, not a curated record